AUGUCGCUUUACAUUGGUCGCGGGGCUUCAAAGUUAUGGAAGAGAUUUUGUGCGGAGACUGCGACAGAAAUUAAUCUUCUUGCAGAGAACUGGAAGUAUAUUUUAGGGGGUCUCAUCUGUCAGUACAUCCAUGGACUGGCUGCUCGAGGUGUUCAUUAUAUACAUCAGCCAGGACCCACACUUCAGGAUGCUGGUUUCUUUCUUCUUCCCGAGCUCGGAAAAGACAAAGCCUAUAUAAGUGAAACUGUAUUUACCUCCGUGUUUCUACUUUUUGUCUUGUGGACUUUCCAUCCCUUUGUUUUCAAGAGCAAGAAGAUUUACACAGUUCUGAUAUGGUGCAGGGUCCUGGCAUUCCUAGUUGCUUGUCAAAUUCUUCGGGUAAUAACUUUUUAUUCCACUCAACUCCCUGGUCCAAACUAUCAUUGUCGUGAGGGCUCAAAGCUUGCCAGGCUGCCACGUCCCAAUAGCACGUUAGAAGUUCUAUUAAUAGUUCCUAGGGGUAUGCUUUAUGGUUGUGGUGAUUUGAUAUUUUCAUCUCACAUGAUUUUCUCUCUAGUCUUUGUGCGGACAUACCAUAAAUAUGGCACCCAGAGGUUUGUAAAGCAGUGUGCUUGGUUAACUGCUGUGAUCCAAAGCUUGUUGAUCAUUGCAUCCCAUAAGCACUACACAGUUGAUGUCGUUGUGGCAUGGUAUACGGUUAACUUGGUGGUGUUCUAUGUCGACAAAAAGUUGCCAGAACUGCCUGAUCGGUCUAGCAGACCUGCAACAAUGUUGCUUCCAUUGAGCAAGGAUGGUAGGACAAAGGAAGAAAAUUACAGACUCUUGAAUGGAAAUUCUGGAGAUCCCUCCGACAAGAGGCCAAGAACUCAAAUCAACGGCAAGAUUAUGGAAGAUGGAAAUGCUGAAGCAGUGGUUAAUGGUGUAUAG
Messenger RNA from Fraxinus pennsylvanica, 927 nucleotides. The record is from the annotation of a GenBank genome assembly. Lineage: Eukaryota; Viridiplantae; Streptophyta; Magnoliopsida; Lamiales; Oleaceae.